Messenger RNA from Colletotrichum costaricense, 2034 nucleotides. RefSeq lists its product as uncharacterized. NCBI's taxonomy places the organism in Eukaryota, Fungi, Ascomycota, Sordariomycetes, Glomerellales, Glomerellaceae. The transcript is spliced from 4 exons. The record is from RefSeq and is a predicted model, not a curated record. The coding region runs from base 1 to 2034 and encodes 677 amino acids.
AUGGAGCCAGUGAGCGUGCCGCUGUCUUACUUUCUGGCUACACUGGCCAUCUUCGCUUUUCUACACUUUUACAAGAGACCACGUGGAAACGUACCGGUGCCGUCAUUCAAUCCCAACGUGACAUUUCGCAUCCGCGGGGUGCCUCUUACAUGGAGCGGCAAUGAUCUAGAGUUGCACCUAAGUGAGCUCGAUCCUCUGAGCAAACCAGUUGUCAAGUCUAUCGCUCGCGAGAUUCACGGCCGCUCCAACACUGCCACAGUCACUUUCAAAAUCCCACCAUCUCAGUUCCAAGCACACAAGUUGAGUCGUCCACCGUGGUACAUCCAGCUACCUGACGUGUCCGUUGAAGGACGCCGUAGCCUCCAAAGUCAAUCUAUGAUGAUCGACGACGAUUUCGAGGGAAUGACUACUCUGCACAUGCCGUCAUCAAAGGGUCACAAGAUUGAUGUUGUCGCGAUUCCUGGGCUUGGCGGACACGCCUUCGGUUCGUUCAAGGAAAGGGGCGGAAGCCACAUGUGGCUACGAGACUCUCUUCCAUUUCACCUGAGAGAAGCCAAGGACAAGACUCAGAUUGCUCGAGUUAUAACUUGGGGUUACAAUUCUACUCUUGCAGACAGUAAAAGUAUCCAAAAGAUAGAAGACCUGGCAAAGAAGCUCCGCAACAGCCUACUCCCGUUAGCUGGCCCUCCAACUAGACCGAUAAUUCUAAUUGCCCAUAGCAUGGGUGGGCUCAUCGCGAAGCAGGCGCUGAUUGAUAUGUUCAAGUCUGACAACGAACAAGAUUCACAGAUCGUUCGGGCGGUAUAUGGUAUCGCCUUCUUUGGAGUUCCUCACCUUGGUAUGAAGAUUGAAUCGCUCAUCCCCAUCGUUGAAUCCGGGCCAAACCUUCCCCUUCUUCAGUCGCUAGAUCGCCUUGGUUCGCAGAUCAUAAGUGUUGGCGAGAAGGAAUUUCCUGCAGCCCUAGGCGGAGAAGGCGACUCUGAGAUCGUGUACUUCUACGAGACACACGUGUCGCCAACGGCACAGAAGGACGAAGCCGGAAACUGGGAGAUGACUGGAAGACCCGAGCUUCUUGUUGACCAAGAAUCGGCAACUCAUCGCCGCCGCUGGGAAGGAGGCGCCCAGCACACGUGUCCCAUUGCCCGUACUCAUUCUAACAUGGUGAAGUUCGGGCCCCAUGAUGACGAGUACGAUAACGUUAUUGAAAGGCUCAAAAUCCUUGCUAGGAACUCACUGGUGGCUCGAGAUGAGACGCUCGAAAUUGAAAGGGAGCGUGAAAAACAAUGGAAUAAGCACAAUGGUGCUCCAAGACCCCACUCCAUUCCCUCCAAGAGUUUCUCGAGCCUACACGAGAAAGAUCUCGAUCAAGACUUUCCAGGGCGCCUACUCUGGUACAGGGAACCCGUGGGGGACAAUGGCUAUCCUCUUGGAACAACCGUUGAGCCACACAUUGAGAGCCAGAACAGUGUUAAACCGAUUGGAGAAACUAUUCUGACGUGUCGCCGCAUCGUGAACUUGCAGAUUCGUGGGCACAUCAAGUGGAUAGACCCUGGCCGGUACCGCUCUCAGUGGGUAUUUUGGUUCUUUGCAGGUAAGAACUGUCCUAGUUCAUCACAAUCUGUGCCACCCUGCUGGUCCCCCGAUGGUUCACCAGAAAAUACGAUCAGAGAAAGAUACUUCCCGGCAGACUUGAUCGAGAUGGGUAAACCAAUGCCAGAUUCUCCAUGGUUUUAUCCCUGGAACUUGCGUUGCAGCGCCGGGCGAGCAAGGAGCCCUAAUAACUUCCUCGGCCAAUUCGUCGAUGCUGAUAUCACUCCACGGUUUCCUCCCCAACUCUUGGAGGAUGGUUACAAAGAGCAAGUCAUUGGGCCAGGGCUUUGGAAUACUUUCAGAAACACUGGCUGGUGCGAGGUGCCCGGGCCAGAAGUGGAAGUCGGCAGCGAUGGUGAGGCGUUCCUGAUGGUUUCCAAAGACUUUGAAAGAAAGUGGAUUGGAGGGUUUUCGUUUGGAGGUGUCCGUCUAGAUCCUUGUUAA